Messenger RNA from Ruditapes philippinarum (Manila clam), 874 nucleotides. RefSeq lists its product as uncharacterized. NCBI's taxonomy places the organism in Eukaryota, Metazoa, Mollusca, Bivalvia, Venerida, Veneridae. The record is from RefSeq and is a predicted model, not a curated record. The transcript has 3 exons. Bases 320 to 646 code for a protein of 108 amino acids.
ACAUAUUAACUUCCCUUGCUCUCCUUUGUUAUCAGUAAUAUUUUGUCAUUUUAGAGUUUAGAUUUCCAAUACUUAAUUCUUUUUAUACACAACACACUUUUCAUGGGCUCUUAUCAGCAAACUCAAUGAAAAUUAAUAAAUUUGAUCUAAUCGAAAUGCUUGAAGUCCAAAUACUUUUUCCCUAUCCAGUUGUUGUGUGUACAGUUUUCCAAUAUCAUUACAUUUAUAUAAAAAUACAUUCUUUAUCUUUCAAGUGAUUCUUUUUAAAAACUUGGUUAUUUUAGAUUCUUUUGUCAUUUAAUUCAGGAAGUCUGCUAAAAUGAAAUAUUUACAUUUAUUGUUUGGUUUGGCUUUUAUUUCAUGUGUUUUUAAUGGGGUAGCAUCAAUACAAUGUAAUCAAACUUUAACGGUGCAUCAAACAAACCCAGACGUCUUCUGUGAAGGCUCGUGUGUUAAAUCUAUAAAGGGUGAAACAGUUUCAAUGGGUUGUUCAAGUGUUAGUCUGAUACCAAAAUGUGAACGACAAGACGACCUAACAGUGUGUGCGUGCGAUUCCGACUACUGCAACAGAUCUUCUAAAACACGGAUAUUUGAGCCGUUUAUAUCUUGUAUCAUAUUUCUCCUUGUAGCAAUUAUUUUAGACUGAUCCGAGACUUGCGGGUUAAAAAACUAUUUGUUUCAAUUGUAUCCCAAAAUAAAAGUCGAUUAGUUGCCAGAUUUACUUGAUUUUUCUUUGCAUCAUUCUCAAUUGCUUACUAUUUCGAAUCGAGUCGUGUUCUCGUUAUUUGUUUGUACUGUCCAAAAUGUUUUAGAUGCGGUGAAGCUUUGUAACACCGCAUUAAGGGGCCAAUCGCAUUCGAAGUUCGUUACGUUC